Tetrahymena thermophila SB210 is the source of this 2073-nucleotide messenger RNA. Its product is annotated as transmembrane protein, putative. The record is from RefSeq and is a predicted model, not a curated record. Lineage: Eukaryota; Ciliophora; Oligohymenophorea; Hymenostomatida; Tetrahymenidae. The transcript is spliced from 5 exons.
AUGCAAUUACUUGGUAUUCCAUCUAAAAAAGUCAAAUUUGAAAUUUAAGCAUUUUUUAUCUAAAAAAUUACUGGAAAUUAAAUUUUAAUUGGCUAAAAGAUUUAUAAUGUAUAUGUUAGUUUUAGAAAAUGCGAAGUAGGAGAAAUUUAUGUAAAAAUUUCAGACAUAAAAUAUGAAUGUUCUCCUUGUGGUGAUAAAUAUUAUUCAUUACAAAAUCCUAUAAAAGAUUCUAAUUAAGCUUGUAAGUCUUGUCCUGAAGAAGGAGCAGUAAGCUGCAUCAACAGUAAAAUUGUUUUAUAAAGUGGAUAUUGGAGGAAAAAUAACUUUAGUGAUAUAAUUAUCAAAUGUGCAAACAGACAAGAAAAUUGCCAUGGAAAAGAAUAAGAUGGAUAUUGUAUUGAAGGAUAUAUAGGACCUCUUUGUGAGGUUUGUGAUAGCUAUGGAGUUGUUUGGGGGAAAAAAUAUGGUUAUUUAGGAAACUAUUUAUGCAAUUAAUAUGUUGCUUCUAAAUAAAUUAUAUGCUAAACAUUAAGAAGGCUUAAUGUACUAAUUAUAGGUAAGACUGGUGAAAAAGAUUAGAUUUCUUUUUAUAUCAAGCUUUUCAUCAACUAUGUAUAAGUCACAUCAAUAAUCUAAAAUUCGAUUUUCAACUUUUUUGAUAUUACAUUUAUAGACAUUUCAAGUAUAUUUGGUAGCCCUUCGUCUUAUCUGAGUAACUCACUAGAUUGCUUUUUUUCUUAAACGAAUAUUUUACCCAUAGAAUACCUUAGAGGUAUUUGGGUAUCUAUCUAACCAUUUUUCUAUAUUUUAGUAGCAAUUGUAUUGUUUACGUUAAGUAGUACUACAAAAUUGAAUUAGUAAAAGAGAAGAAGAUUCUUUUAUGCAGCUUACAUAUUUGGAUUUAUAGCUUUUUAAUGUAAUACUGCUACUCAGCUUGUUUUAAUUAUGUCAUGUUCUUAAAUUGGUGAUGUAUAUUAUAUUAAAUCUUAGUUGAACAAAGAAUGCUAUACCUAGGAGCACUUAAAAUACACUCUUUAUUUCAUAUUACCUUUAUUUUUGUUUUGGGUAAUUAUAAUCACAUUAUUCAUUUUAUGGAGAAUAAGAAUCAAAAGAAAUAAAUUAACAGAGCCAAUAUAGCUUUAUAAAUAUGGAUUCAUUUGCGGAGAUUAUAAAACAGAAUACUUCUAUUGGGAAUUUCUGAGGAUUCUUUUAAGGCUUAGCAUAGUGCUAGUGGGAAAUAUCUUUGCUGAGAACCUUUUAAUAUUGAAAUCGAAUUUUGCUGUUUUAAUGAUUCAAAUUUAUAAUUAUCACUUGAUAAAACUGAGUCCAUAUAUAAAUAAAAAUUCUCUAAAAAUCGACUAUUACUUCAAUUAAUGCAUUUGCUUGCUCUUCCUUCUAAACCCAAUAUCAUAUUAUACUUCAAAUGUUGCUAUAUACUAAACAGCUUAUAUAGCUUAAUUUAUCAUAAAUUUAAUUUGUUAUGCCAUGUUUUUGUUAAUGGUAAUAGGAUUUGUUGUUAACAAAAACGAGAAAAUAAAUAAAUAUUUGACUUAACAAAUUCCUUUCUUGAACCGUUUUUUACAAAAGCCUUUUGUAAGCUUUAAAAGAUUUUAGCUAUGGAAAAAAGUGAAGAAACACUUUGAUAAAUAUAAAAAAGUCAAAAAAGAUGCAUAAUAAACUAAAAAAAACAGUCUUAGAUCUAUUUAACCAAAAAUUUCAUUGGGUAUAAAUGAAAAAUAACCUCAUGAUAAUAAUCAAAAUACUAUCGAUCUUGAUUUUAAUACUCCUAAGAAUUCAGAAAAAGCCUUUAUUAAUUUGAAGAGCUCACCUGAUUUUUAUAAAUCUGUUUAAAAUAUGAAAAGCUUAAAUAGCUCUUUAUAAUCUCCAAUCCAUUCAACUAGACACAUUAUGCCUUCUUACUAAAAAAGCAAUUUUAAAAAUUUAUAAAAAUAAGAAUAAAAUAAAUCCUCAAUCAGCAAUCAAAUUGUUGGAGAACUAGAGCAAAAACCAAGUUAAAAGGAAAUUGAAGAUAAAAAGGAAGCUUAAAGAGCUCUUAUAAAAGAUGAAAGAUGA